Rotaria sordida is the source of this 1091-nucleotide messenger RNA. Lineage: Eukaryota; Metazoa; Rotifera; Eurotatoria; Philodinida; Philodinidae. The record is from the annotation of a GenBank genome assembly.
CAUUACUAUUUAAUUUAGUUGGUUUAAUAUUUAUUCUUUCACUUUGUUGUGGUGUUGGUCUUGUUAUGUUUGCAAAAUAUUAUGCUUGUGAUCCACUAAAAACUGGAAUAAUAAAACAGACAGAUCAACUUUAUCCAUUAUUUGUUAUGGAAACAUUAAAACGAUUUAAAGGUUUACCAGGUAUUUUUCUUGCAUGUGUAUUUAGUGGUGCAUUAAGUACUUUAUCAUCGGGUUUGAAUAGUUUAGCAGCAGUUGUUCUUUCUGAUAUAAUAAAAUUUUUUUAUCGAAAAGAAAUGACUGAUAAACAAGAUGUUUGGUAUUCAAAAAUGUUAUCACUUGUCUUUGGUGUUGUUUGUAUAUUAAUAACUUAUCUUGUUUCAUUACUUGGUAAUCUUCUUCAAGCAGCUUUAUCUUUAUUUGGUGUUCUAGCUGGACCUAUAAGUGCUAUUUUUAUGAUUGGAUUUUUUCUUCCUUGGGUUAAUUCAAUGGGUGCAUUAGUUGCUUUAAUUGUAAGUGUAUUGGUUCAAAUAUGGAUUUUUUUUGGUUCACAAAUACUUCGACAUCAAAUGCGUUCAUUUCGUUUACCAACACGUAUUGAUGGUUGUUUGGAAGUAAAUGAAACUAUGAGUGCAUUAUUCAAUACUACAAUUUAUUCAUCAACAUGGAGUAAAACUACAACAAUGACAACUGUUAUACACAAAAUUGUCAAAAAAAAUCCAUUAGUUCGAUUUUAUGGUAUGAGUUAUUUUUGGUAUACAAUGUUUUCAAUCUUUACUGCAGUAAUUGUUAGUUUAGUAGUUAGUUAUUUUACAGGUUUUAGAAAACCAGAAGAUAUUGAUCCGAAAUUAAUGAUACCUGUAUUUGAUAUUCUUUUUCCAUUUUUACCUGAAAAAAUCUUAUCUAAAUUACGAUUUGGUGUUCGUUAUGAAACAGAUUCUAUUCAAAUAAAAGAAAAAGAUGAAGAACAAACACCACCAUAUGAAAUGGCGACGUUAUCAUCAAUUGAUCUAAAACAACGUCAAAUAACAAUAACAGAUCAAAGUUAUUCUAAUCCAACUUAUUUAAAUAAUGAAAAUAAUGAUAAACACUAG